AAAUAAUUUAACUGCUAAUCUUCCCGGGUUUUUUGUUCCAAAUUUUCUCUACUUCAUCCUCCUCUUUUCCCUCUUCUUCCACAUCUCAGUUUCUCACACAAAUCUUCUAAUGGGUGGCAAACUUCAAGUGUUACCUCCAGCCAAAAGAUUCAUGAUGAUGCAUCAACAAGAUCAAAAACAAAAUGGGUCUGUUUCAUCAUCAAAACUUCCUGCUAAAAAGCGAAAAUUCUCUCCAGAAACUACCCCACCUUUUACAAAUAACCAGACUGUUACUACUCUCUGUUUGCCCGCGAAGAAACGUGUUUGGGCUUUUCAUCCAUUUGAUCUCAAUGAGGAGUAUAACCCAGUUUGUUUUGAUGGCGAUGAAAUCAAGGAAGAAAAAAUAGUUGAAGCAAUAACAAAUGAUGACAUCGAUGUGGAUGAAGAUGAUGGGAUUGUUUGUGUUAUUUGUAAUAGCACAGACGGAGAUCCAUCAGAUCCAAUCGUUUUAUGUGACGGUUGUGAUUUGAUGGUUCAUACGUCUUGUUACGGUCAUCCGUUUACAAAUGGAAUCCCAGAAGGCGAUUGGUUUUGUGCUCAAUGUUUAGCUUCAAAAUCACAGAUCCCAAACCCAAAAUCCUUCAACUGUUGUCUCUGUCCUGAAUCUGGCGGAGCAUUGAAAUCUACUGUGAGUGAAGGUAAAUGGGCUCAUGUUGUUUGUUCAUUAUUUGUUCCUGAAGUUUUCUUCGUCGAUUCAGAAGGUCGUGACGGAAUUGAUUUCAGCAAAGUUCCUAAAAGAAGAUGGGAAAAAAAGUGUUACAUUUGUAAAUCCAAAAAAGGAUGUGCUAUUGAUUGUUCUGAGCCAAAAUGCCCUUUAUCUUUCCAUGUUACUUAUGGGUUGAAACGUGAUCUCUGCAUUGAGUAUACAGAAGGACGUAAAAAUGGCGGUGUUGUUGCUGGAUUUUGCAGUAGCCAUACUGAACUAUGGAAAAAGCAACAAAAAACUGGGAAGUUCAAGAUUGUACCAAGAGAAGAAUGAGAAUCAUAGAUUUAGCAAGAGGUUUCGAGUAUGAGAAAAAUUCUGUUGAGAUAGUUAUGGGUUUUGCAGUGAGCAAUUUGAAUUUAAUUGUAAUUCCAAUGCGGACACAAAAAAGAGAAUCCUAGUUUUUAGGUAGUGUUAGAGUAGUUGAUAGGCAAUAGUAUUCUAUGAUGAUUAAAAUUUGUAUUUUUUUUUUUUUGUAUUUAUAAAACUUCGAAAUUUCUCAGUUA
This is a messenger RNA of Solanum pennellii, 1248 nucleotides long. RefSeq names its product peregrin. Lineage: Eukaryota; Viridiplantae; Streptophyta; Magnoliopsida; Solanales; Solanaceae. The record is from RefSeq and is a predicted model, not a curated record. Gene Ontology annotation, biological process: regulation of transcription by RNA polymerase II. The transcript has 2 exons. Bases 110 to 1018 code for a protein of 302 amino acids.